CUCUCAGCAGCGUCAGUGCAGUGAAGAGUCCAGCAGCAACUCUCUCAGCUGAUUAAACCGAGCACAACAGUCCGCUGGACUUAACCUCAAGUUCCUGGAGCAAGAAGCCAGAUAGACUCUUUACCUGCUGCUAGAGAGGAGGAGAAACUAUUUUACUCCGUAUCUUUUUUUUUCUCCCAACCACGAAAAGGGAAUGCCAUCGAUAAAUAUGAAACUGGAGAUGGUGACCAUCAUCGCCUGCGAAGUAGACAUCGAGGUGUUUACAUCAGACAAAAUGCAGGAGAGGUUUGAGGCGUUGUUUAGGAUCUACGACGAACAGACAUCUUUCCAGAUGUUCAAAAGCUUCCGGAGAGUCCGGAUCAACUUCAGCACCCCAGAGGCCGCUGCCCGCGCUCGCAUCGAGCUGCACGAGACCGAGUUCAACGGCAAGAAGCUCAAACUCUACUUUGCCCAAGUCCAGAAUGGUGACGAGGACAUUGACAAGUCAUACCUAGCCCCUCCCCAGCCCGUCAAACAGUUUCUGAUCUCCCCACCUGCCUCUCCACCUGUGGGCUGGAGCCAGAGUGAAGACGCUACGCCUGUCAUCAACUACGACCUGCUGUGUGCAGUAGCCAAGCUUGGACCUGGUGAAAAGUACGAGCUCCACGCGGGGACAGAGUCCACCCCCAGCGUGGUCGUCCACGUGUGCGAGAGUGAGACGGAGGAAGACGAGGCGGCACGGCCAAAGCAGCAGAUCGUCCAGACCAGACGUCCCGAUGGACCCCCCAAAGUCUUCAAUUAAAGAGGCCUCCUCCCCGACACCGGCGCGGCCCCCGACCGCCCCUUAAACCCGCAAAACACACCUGCCCUCUCUCUCUCGUCUCUGCACUCACAGAGAGCGUCGAUGCCCCUCAUUUCAGUUCAACUACAAGCAAAAACCAACCAACAAACAUUGCUCGAAGACGGUGUUUGUGGGGAGCGUGGCGAUGGAAUGAGGCGGCUUGAAGGGGAUGGAUGAGAAUCACACACACACUCAUCACAUUCUGCGGACAGUGUGGGGAGCGGCGGGCACGCUUUUGCCUCCACCCCACAAACCCCCUCCCCCCCCUCGUUUUCAGCAAGAGGGGAGGAAAUACCUGUCCCAACGCAGGCACCUGUCACUUAUCACACACACUCGGCUCUCAUUGCUAGUCCUGCUCAGUAGCUUAGUUAACUUGUUAGCUUGUGCCUCUCCCUCUCACAUCUGUCGUGUGUACAGUAUCUUUGGUUAAACAAAGACAUUUUUUUCUUUCUUUUUUUUUUUUUUUUACAAUAAAUUGUGUUUCAUAUUAUAUAUAAACAUAAAUGUCUAUUUUUUUUCUUUUUUCAUCCAUUUUCAUAUCUGCUGGUUUGUCGCUUCAGCUUGCAUCAAGAUUGAGUGUGUGAUGUUCCCGCUCUUGUCUGCAUGUAUAUACUGUAAUACAAAAAAAAAACACAUACAGAAACACAAAUACUAACAAGAUGUAUCAAGAAAAAGGAACCUAUUUAACAUCACACACAGCACGAAGCGUCAUAUGUGACUAACAAAGUUGUGGUGGCUGUUUGACUUUUAUUAUUUCUUUAGCUCGUUUUCGCUUUUUGUCCCUUUUUUUAUUUGGAGAGGUGUUGUUUUUUGCUAAACUGCUAGAUGUGUAUUCUUACUAUGUAUUUGAUACCCCGACACUUUUUGCAUGCUUAGUUACUUCUGUAGAUGAGGAGCUGAGAUGUUUUUUUAAUUGUUGUUUGUGAUGACAGGGAAACAGUGUGACGCUUUUGACGCAGUGACGUCUUUGAGGGGAAAAAAAGCUGAAUGAUUUUUUUUUUGUAAGAUUGACAGCUCAGUUGUCAACGUGAUGGCAAAUUUGCAUUUGUCGCUUUUGUUGGGAUUUGAUGGAUCAGAGACAGUUCAUCCCCCUCAUUCUCUUCAAAGGGUUUGGGAUGUGGAUUUUUUUUUUUUCUGAUUCUGUUUGUUGUACUUCACAUCUUUAACGUCUUGGUUAUGUUGUUUGAUCAAACCCACUUUCUAUAUGUCAGGUUUUCUUCUGAAACCUACUUCUGCUUGUUUUGCACUGAGUUAUCUCUUGAUAUCUCCGAGCAGUUGCGGGGCUCUCGACCGUCUCCUGCUGCGCGCCAGAAUACUGCGCUGCUUUCUCACUGUAAAUAGCUGAGCGGUAGAUUUGUGGAAUUAGUCCUUUUAGAUUUUGUAGUUAAAUCUGAAAAGCAUUUUGCUGAGAAAAGGGAAAAUUAGGUAGCCUCAUGAGAUAACAACCAAAGCAUUCACUCACCCCAUAUUGCCAUGACAAAAUAAUUUUUCAUACUGAGACACUGAUGUGUAUUGUUAAAGUAAGCAGAAACAAAUCCUAAUUUUCCAGCUUUUUACUGCAUUAUUUUCAUUUUAUAUUAGCACAUUUGACUUUUCUUGCAGUAUCUAGUUCAAUGGAAAGUUUAGCAAAUUUCCACCCCAAAAAAAUCAUAAAAUAUUUUUCCUUUUUUUAAAAUUUAUUUUCCAAAUAGUCCCAUAUCAUAUCAGUGUUCCAACUCUUCUUUUAAUGACAUUUCAUAGCUUUCAAAGCAACGUAAACAAAUGUUCCUAACAGGGCUUUUGGGUGUCAGCAGUGAGUCUAAACCGUAUUUUUCAUUUGGCAGCAUGAAAUUAAAAAAUACUUUUUUGCUAUAUAACAAUAUUAGUAAUCAAAAGACAAGUCCGUCUGCAUGUGAGCACUUUAUCGUCAGUGUUUUGUUUGUUUCCGUCAAAUAAAAUAGUCAUUCUUGAGACAAAGUAGGAAGCACAUUGCAUUUCUUGUCUGUUUCUCUCUUGUGUUUUCUUUUAUCUUAAGCUGAACACCUGGUUAGCCUUUUCACCAGCAUAUUGCAGUGAGUGUAACACUCCACUUCCUUUUUGCUAGUGUGAACCUUGGAAAAUUUCAGGCCUUUUUUGGAUCUAUGGAAGUGUACCACUGUAAAGGUGUAGACAUGCAGUACAAGUCCUUGGUUUUAUAUGAGGCAGGAUGACACCGCAGAGCAAAAUCAAUGUCUUUGUUUUUGUGUUUGUCCGCAAGAAACAUUCAUCUUUGCUGAGAAAGUUAAAUGGUUCUUUGAAAUGUUGGCAGAGUGCAGUUUUAUUGGCACUACGGUGAAGCUGUCGCAGUUAUGUAAGCAGACAGCAGAUUGGUGGAACUACAGACGUGCAUUAUGAUAAAGAGGAAGCAGCGAAGCAGGAGGAAGACACUCGUGACGAUUUUUUUACUCUUUGUGGUCAUGGUGUUUAAACCUGGGUGCAUUUGGUCACAGUUGAAAUGAAAAUGUAUAUUUAUGUACAUAUGCCAAGUGGUUUUUUUUUUGUUGUUGUUGCUGAGACCAGUCCCAGUGUGCAGUUUGUUACGGCUUCUCUUGGCAAUGUUGUAACAGGAAAAAAAAAAAAAAAAAGUACAAAAAUGUGUAACAAUAAGUCCUGAAGAUGCUCGAUCAAAAACCAACUGUCAUUGUGUUGUGUUCAACAUGGACUCUGUUUGAAUGUUUCUUUUAUUUCUGGGGAACGUCUACUAAAAAGGUCAAUAAUA
Molecule: messenger RNA, 3557 nt
Organism: Plectropomus leopardus (leopard coralgrouper)
Lineage: Eukaryota; Metazoa; Chordata; Actinopteri; Perciformes; Serranidae
Gene: rcan3
Product: regulator of calcineurin 3
Biological process (GO): calcium-mediated signaling
Cellular component (GO): nucleus; cytoplasm
Molecular function (GO): calcium-dependent protein serine/threonine phosphatase regulator activity; nucleic acid binding
Source: RefSeq, a predicted model, not a curated record